Penicillium pulvis is the source of this 2304-nucleotide messenger RNA. RefSeq names its product OPT family oligopeptide transporter. The transcript has 3 exons. Gene Ontology annotation, biological process: transmembrane transport. NCBI's taxonomy places the organism in Eukaryota, Fungi, Ascomycota, Eurotiomycetes, Eurotiales, Aspergillaceae. The coding region runs from base 1 to 2304 and encodes 767 amino acids. The record is from RefSeq and is a predicted model, not a curated record. Gene Ontology annotation, molecular function: oligopeptide transmembrane transporter activity.
AUGGCUGAAAUCGGCGCAUCCGUUGACAAGACGGUUGUGGAUAUCGUGCUUGAGGACAAGAAAAGAAAUGUGACGGAGAAAGUUGUGGAUUUGAAUGAUAACAUCGUUGAGAAAUCCACUCACGAGAAAGAUGUUCAAGAUGAGCUUGGAUUUCAAGGAGACAACAAUGAGAAAUAUGUCAAAGGCCAUCCAGUCAUUCGAAAUGGUCUUGACGUUUCCAAUUUCCUUGUAUCGACCAGAGAUGACGGUGAUCCGUCGCUUACUUUCCGUUCGAUCGUUUUGGGCACCGUCUUCACAGCACUGUCUAGUGUGAUCACUAUGCUUUACACUUUCAAACCAGUCCAGGUCUCAGUUUCGGCGGUAUUUUUGCAAUUACUCGUCUUUGUAUUUGGAGAAGCAUGGGCUUUCUUCACACCGAAUCCCGACAGGCUCAAGACAAGCUGGCUACGGAAAACAUUCAAGUUUUUCAAUUUCGGACAACCAUUCGGCAUCAAGGAGCAUGUUGUCGCAUCCCUCAUCGCCUCGUCUGGCAACAACGGUCUAUCAGGAGUGGAGGUGUACGCCAUCGAGAGAUUGUUCUACGACCGAGGCAUUUCCGCCACGACUGCCGUUUUGGCCACCUUUUCUAUCUCACUGUGCGGAUUCGUUUUGGCUGGUGCGUUGAGGUCACUGAUUGUCUAUCCUGCUGAGAUGGUUUAUUGGUCAACACUACCUCAAGUCGUGCUUUUCCAGAAUCUACAUUUCGAUCGGAAAGCAAAUCAAGAGCGGCUCAAGAAGUUCGGUUGGGCUCUUGGUUUGGCUGCAGCUUGGGAAUUUUUCCCCGCCUACAUUGUACCAUGGGCCGGGGGUCUUUCGGUAUUUUGUCUCGCAUCGAUGAAAGCGCCGACGAAGACCCGCACGAUCUUUGCGACUGUCUUUGGAGGUGCCUCGUCGAACGAGGGGAUGGGACUCUUGAACUUCUCUCUUGAUUGGCAAUAUAUCCAGAGCACAUACUUGUCGCUGCCAUUCAAACAACAGGUGAACACUUGGAUUGGGUACGUGAUUUGGUACCCUGCCAUGCUUGGUCUUUACUACAGUAACACUUGGAAUGCUAAAAGCUUCCCUUUUAUGUCGACGUCGCUUUUCUCAAGCAACGGAAGCACUUUUUCGACAACAUCUAUUCUGAAUAGUCAAGGCAUUAUCGAUGAAGCCAAACUGGAAGCAACAGGAUUACCGUACUUGACUUCCAGCACUGUCUGGGGAUAUUUCACACAGAAUCUUGCCAUUGGAGCCCUAAUAUCGCAUGUGCUGAUAUUCUACAGCAAGGACAUGGUUCUUGCAUGGAAGCAGGCACGUACCAGAAAGCAGCCUGAUCCACAUUAUCAGGGCAUGUUGAAAUACAAAGAAGUACCACAAUGGUGGUAUAUCGUGCUCUUUGGCCUUGCAUUUAUCGCCGGAAUCAUCGUCACUGCUAAAGGCGAGACCACUCUACCAGUCUGGGGAUACAUAAUUGCACUCCUUGUGGGCGCAUUCAUUGCACCAUUCUCCUGCAUCCUAUAUGGACUGUACGGAACCGGUGUUGGAACCAAUCAAUUGUCCAAGAUGGUUGCCGGUGCCGUCCACCCAGGCCGACCCUUAGCCAACCUCUAUUUCGCCAGCUGGUCGCACCAGGUCAUCCUCCUUGCAGUCAAUCUAGCGAAUUGGCUGAAGGUAGGUCAAUACACCAAAGUGCCUCACCGAGUCAUGUUCGGCACCCAGAUCUAUGGUACCCUCCUCGGAGCAGGCUUGAAUUACGCCGUGAUGAGCACAAUUGUCAGCAGCCAAAGGGAAAUUCUUCUCGAUCCCGAGGGUAACAGCAUCUGGAGUGGCUCAACUCUCCAAAGCAUGAACUCGCAAGCUAUCACAUGGGCCAUGGCAAAAAGGAUUUACAGUUUGAGUGGAGAUUACUGGAUUGUGCCAAUGGGGAUUGUCAUCGGACUCGUCCUACCAGUCAUUCACUGGAGUCUGAACAGAGUUUGGCCUCGUCUGCGCAACUGGCCUAUCAAUACCCCUAUGAUCGCGUUGUAUACUGGAUACAACUACUAUGGUAAUACCUCGUGGGUUUGGUCUUCUAUCGCAGUCGGUGUGUUCUCUCAGUUUUACCUUCGACGCCGGCUACCACAGAUCUACAAUAAGUACAACUACCUUAUUGGAGCCGCGAUGGAUGGAGGAUCUCAGAUAGUUAUCUUUGUUCUGUCGUUUGCCGUUCUGGGUGCGAGUGGAGCAUCGCAUCCGUUCCCUACGUGGUGGGGAAACCCUUCGGACAAUGCGGACCAUUGCUCGUAG